CUCGUGGUGCACAUCUCACCGGACUGGCUCGGAAACUAGACUCGCCAUUAUGAGAGCGGCAAAACAGGAGCUACUCUAGCUGAACUAGGGAGGUGCCUCCUGCACCGGAUUCCCGGGGUCACCCGCAACCGAAACCUUCUGGGUCUGGUGCACGGGAAGCCGCUCGCCUCGCCCGGUGUAAAAGACAGCCCAGCAGAGUCGCUACAGAGAUGGGGACGGCGCCAGGUGCAGGCUACUUCCAAAGGGGCAGUCUGUUCUGGUUCACCAUCAUCACCGUCUCCUUCUCCUACUACACGUGGGUUGUCUUCUGGCCUCAGAGUGUCCCUUAUCAGAGCCUUGGACCCCUGGGUCCCUUUACAAAGUACUUGGUGGACCACCAUCAUACCCUCCUAAGAAAUGGGUAUUGGCUUGCUUGGCUGAUUCAUGUGGGAGAGUCCUUAUAUGCCAUGGUAUUGUGCAAGAAUAAAGGAAUCACAGACGGCCAGGCCCAGCUCCUCUGGUUCCUACAGACUUUCUUCUUUGGCAUAGCUUCUCUUUCCAUCCUGAUCGCUUACAGACCAAAGCACAAAAAACACAAUUAAAGGAGAUAGCCAAGUUUCUUUUCCA
This is a messenger RNA of Arvicola amphibius (Eurasian water vole), 606 nucleotides long. RefSeq names its product transmembrane protein 254 (gene Tmem254). Lineage: Eukaryota; Metazoa; Chordata; Mammalia; Rodentia; Cricetidae. The record is from RefSeq and is a predicted model, not a curated record. The coding region runs from base 210 to 581 and encodes 123 amino acids. The transcript has 4 exons.